Messenger RNA from Nematostella vectensis (starlet sea anemone), 3701 nucleotides. Its product is annotated as N-alpha-acetyltransferase 15, NatA auxiliary subunit. Gene Ontology annotation, cellular component: cytoplasm; NatA complex. The coding region runs from base 122 to 2701 and encodes 859 amino acids. Gene Ontology annotation, biological process: N-terminal peptidyl-methionine acetylation. NCBI's taxonomy places the organism in Eukaryota, Metazoa, Cnidaria, Anthozoa, Actiniaria, Edwardsiidae. The record is from RefSeq and is a predicted model, not a curated record. Gene Ontology annotation, molecular function: protein-N-terminal amino-acid acetyltransferase activity; protein binding. The transcript is spliced from 22 exons.
UCGCAGGGGAUGCUGGUUAGUGGGCGAGCGCCGCCAUCUUGGAGUGUUCCACGAGGCCGCAAGAAGGGAGAGAAAUCAGGCGAAAAAACCUGAAAAUCGCCGCUAAGCACCGCCGACAAACAUGCCGAGCUCGCAGCCAUUACCUCCGAAGGAGAAUGCGCUUUUUAAACGAAUUCUGAAAUGCUACGAGCAGAAGCAAUACAAAAAUGGUCUAAAAUUUGCCAAGCAAAUUCUCACCAAUCCAAAGUACUCGGAGCAUGGAGAGACCUUGGCUAUGAAAGGGUUGACGCUGAACUGUCUGGGAAGAAAGGAGGAGGCAUAUGACCAUGUAAAAAGGGGCCUACGAAGUGACUUAAAAAGUCAUGUUUGCUGGCAUGUCUACGGUUUGCUCCAGAGGUCUGACAAAAAGUAUGAUGAAGCCAUCAAGUGCUAUAGGAAUGCCCUCAAGUGGGAUAAGGAAAAUAUCCAAAUCCUCCGGGACCUUUCCCUCCUGCAGAUACAGAUGAGAGACCUUGAUGGUUACAGGGAAACACGGUACCAGCUCCUUACCCUUCGGCCAGGCCAGAGAGCAUCCUGGAUUGGUUAUGCCAUCUCCUAUCACCUUCUCAAGGAGUAUGACAUGGCGUAUCAGAUAUUGGAGGAGUUCAGAAAGACCCAGAAUACUAACCAGAUGAAGGUUGAUGUAGAACAAAGUGAGCUGUUACUUUAUCAAAACAUGGUGCUGCGCGAAUCAGGGCAGCUCAACGAGGCGAUCAAAUAUCUGGACACAAAUGAACACUUGAUCUGUGACAAACUUGCUAUUAAAGAAGUACAAGGCCAAAUUUUUAUAGAACUUGGGGAAAGAAGCAAAGCUGAGGCAAUUUAUAGAGACCUGAUAAAGAGGAAUCCAGAAAAUCACUCUUACUACAAGCGGUUAGAAGAGGCACUUGGUCUUACUGGAGAAGAAGAAGAUAGAUUGAAUCUUUACCUUCAGUACAACUCGCUGUACCCUCGUGCAUCUGCUCCCAAGAGACUACCACUCAAUUUCACUAAUGGCGAGAGAUUUUCAGAUUUACUGGACAAGUUCAUGAGACCAGCAAUCAGAAAAGGUGUUCCUCCAUUGUUCAACAAUCUAAGGAUGCUUUACUGUGAUAAGGAAAAGGCUAAAAUUAUAGGGGACACUGCUCAUCACUACUUGGAGAACCUGCAAGCCUACAGCACCUUAACUGGCAAAGUUGGCGAAUUGGAAUCCCCAUCAGCAUUGCUGUGGACGUAUUUCUUCCUAUCUCAGCACUAUGAUCAUUUACGAGACACAGAGAAAGCUCUAGAUUAUAUAAACAAGGCUAUUGAUCAUACGCCAACACUUAUCGAGGCUUAUAUGGUGAAAGGGAGAAUUUACAAGCAUGCUGGGGAUAUUGACAAAGCAGCAGAGAUCAUGGAUGAAGCGCGGGCAUUUGAUACAGCUGAUAGAUAUGUCAACUGCAAAUGUGCCAAGUACCAGCUCAGAGCUAAUCAAGUGCAGAAAGCAGAAGACACAUGUGCAAUGUUCACACGUGAUGGAUUCCAAGCUGCAGAAAAUCUGAAUGAGAUGCAGUGCAUGUGGUUUCAGACUGAGUGCGGUCGUGCAUACCAGCGGCUUGGUAAGAUGGGAGAGGCUUUGAAGAAAGCUCAUGAAGUGGAGAAACAUUUUGAAGAGAUAACAGAUGAUCAGUUUGAUUUCCAUACUUACUGCAUGAGGAAGAUGACCCUCUGUGCCUACAUCAAAUUAUUGCGUCUGGAGGAUGUUCUAAGAAGUCAUCCAUUUUAUUUCAAAGCAGCAAAAUUAGCAAUUGAGUGUUAUGUGCGAUUACAUGACAAGCCUCUGACUGCAACCAAUGAAGAUGAUGAUGCAAACGCUGGCAAUUUAUCUGCCAAGGAGCUAAAAAAGUUACGAAGCAAACAAAGAAGAGCAGAGAAAAAAGCUCAGCUCCAGGAAUCCAAGAAAGCAAUAGAAGUCAAUGCUUCUAAGGAUGCAGAGAAGAAGGCAGAAGGUUCUAAGGAAUCUCCAUUUGACCCAGAUGACUUAGCCAGGGUGUCAGACCCUUUAGAUCAAGCACUGUCCUUCCUAAAGCCCUUACAACAGCUUGCAUCUGACAGAAUAGAAACCCAUCUAAUGGCAUUUGAAGUAUUUAGCAGAAAAGGAAAGCUACUAUUAAUGUUGCAAUCCAUCAAGAGAGCAUAUCGCUUGGAUUCCAUGCACCCCAAGCUCCAUGAGUGCAUAGUUAGGUUUGUCAAAAAAGUUUCAGAAGCCAAGGGCCUCACUUCACCUGUGUCUGUUGUUAUUGAGCGUGAACUGAAGGCUAUUGUGCAGGUAGAGGAGAUCACUGCAUAUAACAGGAAGCACAUUGAAAAGUACAGGGACUCCAUUCUACACAGGCUCGCAGGAGGAAGGAUGAUGUACCAUCUGGACGCCAAGCAACGCGAAGAGGCUUUAGCAUUGGUCACAGAUUUGUCUGAUUCAUUAGUAGACCGAACCCUUGAGAAUUGCACGGAAGUGUUUGAGGCGAUAUGCAGUGGUGAAUUCGGCGAGUGCGAGAAAACAGCCCAGUCAUACCGGGACCAGUGCCAUAGUCUCUUCCCAUAUGCGACCCUCUUCUGUAAGGAGGAGAAAGACAUGGCCAAGGUGAAUGGGCUCAAGGAGUGUGCGCCUGGCGAGGAGCGCGAAUGCGACGGUGAGGUGUGAAUGCACAAAUACACCAAUCAUUAGAACAAUGUCCCUGUCUACAUCAGCACUAGUUUGCCAUUAUGAGAUGUGAUGACUGUAAAAACAAAUACCGGAUGGUCGAACCAGAACCACGUGCUGUGUAUGGACGCCAUGGCGUGCUUUGUGUAAGGAAUUCGUCUUGAUAGACUUGGCCAGGUGAUACCAAGAGUAUGUAUGCCUCGUCAUCAUUGAGAGGGGCACGGCUAAAUAGCCUUAAAGAGGAGCACAGUGUGUCUAUAUGGAGACAUGAACUUUACCGUAUCUUCAGUGGGACACAGAAAAACUCGAAUGCAUCGCUUUCACUUCAGAAGCUUCGAAAAUCCACGGAGAGGUACCCAGCGCUAUUUAUCCACUAGAAUGUGUGCCGAACACUCGAUAACUAACAUCUGAAUUGAAUGCAGAAUGCAGGGAUGAUUUCCCUUUGUCUCCUCAAAUCACAUGGGAGUACGAACCCAGCGCUAUGCUGUCUGGGGUUAUUGUCUUCCCGAAUCACACGGAACUAUUUCAAGGUAGCUAUUGCCCUCCCCACUACUCGGCUGACGACAAAAGCUGUCACUCAUCUAGUGUUGGUAGAUGCAAGAUAAUAUAUGCUCUGUUGUAAGCAUUUGAUUCAAAGUUUGGGUGAUUCCUGGAAACCGUUCGGGUUUUCGACCCGGGUUUUCGUAUCCCGGUUUCUCUCCCCAGUGGGCACGCGGUCUACCAACAAUCCUAAGUCAGUAAGCUUGCUAUGCAGACUAUUCGAUGCACAGAUUAACGUUUAAUUAUUUUGUAAGGAAACCCCAGCCCAUUGAACUAUUGUAUCGCGGUUGCCAGAACAGCUGCGCCAGAUGAUUUUGUCGAUGAUUCUGUCGGGAGUCUCAGCUUGUUAUUAUUAUUGUAGGUGUAUACUAGUGUCUCGAGUACUUGCGAGGGCAUGGCUACUUUUUAAUAUAAAAAUCGCCUGAUAACUUUAUCGAUAAAUAAAUAGCAAUUCAUAACA